AUGGCUUCAACUCCCGAAUAUCAGCCCUUCCUGAAAUACUCGGACGACCCGGCGGCCGAGGAGACCAGUCCUCCACAGCAUCCCGUUAAACGCCGUACGACAGUACUAUCCCACGUGCUGGUCUUCGUUGCGACAUCUUUAGUGUGGGGUUUCGUCGUUUUUCUCAUCGUCCCUUCACCAUUGCCGACAAGCUCGACGCAAGUCUCGGCAUCGACUCACCCCACGAUACUGGAGAAUCACCUCGCCGGCAUACGGCACAACGUCACUUCGGGCAAGCGUCUUAUAAAUUGCGGCAACUCGACCGAAGAAGCAAAAGCCCAAGGAUGCAAAUAUGACAUCUUGCUCAACCACUGGGUCCCCGGACCUUGUUUUGACAAAGAAUUGGUCGACGAAUAUCGCGAUGACAAUAGCUGGGGCGCAUUCUCUGAUAUAAACAUGACGCACCGCCUGACUAUUGACGAAAUGUCAAACCGAGACUUUUACUGGACGUCGAUUCGCGAUCACAUUAACCAUUGCGCUAUCAUGUGGAGGCGGCAAUUCUACGUUCUCUUCGACGAAAGGCGCGCCAUGGAUACCGUCGUCACAAGUCCAGGGCACACCGAGCACUGCUCCCAGUACUUGAUGGAUGUCACAGAAGGAAUGUUUAAGGAGCCGACGAAGACAAUGAGGGGGUUUGCCGGUUGUUGGAUUAAGGAUUGA
This is a messenger RNA of Colletotrichum siamense, 699 nucleotides long. RefSeq lists its product as uncharacterized. The record is from RefSeq and is a predicted model, not a curated record. NCBI's taxonomy places the organism in Eukaryota, Fungi, Ascomycota, Sordariomycetes, Glomerellales, Glomerellaceae. The coding region runs from base 1 to 699 and encodes 232 amino acids. The transcript has a single exon.